This is a messenger RNA of Besnoitia besnoiti, 5070 nucleotides long. RefSeq lists its product as uncharacterized. The transcript has 10 exons. Gene Ontology annotation, biological process: translational elongation. The coding region runs from base 1 to 5070 and encodes 1689 amino acids. Lineage: Eukaryota; Apicomplexa; Conoidasida; Eucoccidiorida; Sarcocystidae. The record is from RefSeq and is a predicted model, not a curated record. Gene Ontology annotation, molecular function: translation elongation factor activity.
AUGGUGGCGGCGAACCUCGGCGACUUCUUCUCCGAUACAGAUGAGCCAGAAGGCGGGCGCUGCUCUCGCAGGGACGCCCUCAGACAACGGCGUCAAUGCGAGAAGGGUGGGCGCUUCGCGCGCGCGAAGCUCAGUGAGGACUCGCCUGAGACGCACGCCAAGCGCGACGGCGGCAAACCUGGCCGCAGCGCAGACGCUGAGCACCCUCUGCCGGCGAAUGACGGAUUCCCGAGGCUGUGUCCUGCCUUCAGCCCCGGCACAACUGCAAGACGCGACUCGGCCGUUGCUGGAGACGGUGCGAGGCGGGGGACGCGCCCGCCAGCGAGGGAGGGGGUCACCCCUGGCGGAGCCGCUUCCGCUGCCGAGGCCGUCAGCGCCCAGCCCCGGCCGCGGCGACGAUCUGCGGGGGGAAGAAACGGAGAAAGCUGGGGGAAGGCGCAGAAGGCGCGCGCGGAGACGCUGCUUCGCAACGCGUCUCUGAAGGAGGAUGAAGAGAUGGUGAAGGCGCUUCUCAAGCAUGCACAAGGCCGCCGAGGCCCACUCGUGUAUGACGCGGAACGAAACGAGGGCAACGUCGAAUACAAACUCUUCCUCACGCAGCUGACCCCCGCGAAACUCGCCCACCGCACGACGCAAAUGAAGUACCGCAUGCAGGAAGGCGCAGGCGUGUGCUUUUACCUGCUCGGCGUGGCCGACGGCGGCCUCGGGGUCGGCAUCUCCAGUCGGUACAUGCGCGAGAGCCUCGACGCAGUCGCGCGCAUGGCGGCGGCUCUCGGCGCCUCCGCCGCGGUCGUGGGGCUGCAAAGAGUCGCGGAGACCGAGGCAGACGCCCCCCACGCCGCCGCAGACUGCGGACUUCACGGCGAGGCUGGACAAACAGAGAAGGAAAAGAAGAAUAAGUCGGAGGAAGGAGAGGACGAAGGCGUAGGGGAGGCUCGAGCGCAGGAGACUAAGGCGAAAGCAGCGGAGAAGGCAGGAGAAAGGCGAUCCGCGCGAGGUCAAAGAGCCGCGCAUGCGGACAUGCCAGAAAGGGCCCUGACGGGCGACGAGGCCCUGCAGGCGCCAAGAGAGUCGGGUGGGUGUCAUGGCAAAGGGGGAGAAUGGGCUGGGCGCGAGGGGUAUGGAAAAGGGGCAACCACGAGGAGGCCGGCGGCCAUGCCGGAGGAGAAGCACAUCGACAGAUUCGCCAGAGAAAAGACACCCGAGGGAGCAAGAUGUGACUGGGAGGCGAUACUGGAAAACGAAGAUGAAACGAGCACCGCAAGGUGGGUCGCGUGCGUCCGCGUGAGCCAGAACCAGUCGGCGGCCCUCUGUAGCCCCCGCCCGCCCUCCAGGGGUGGAGCCCCAGGCGCCCGCAGCGCCCUGUCUCCCGCCGGGCCCACCGCCUCCCCACGCGCCCGUGACCUCCGCAUCGCGGUCCUGGGAGCACACGGCGUGGGAAAAAGUUCGCUCGUGGCGGUGCUCGCCGACGAGGGGACUCUCGACGACGGAGAAGGCUCUGCGCGCCUCCAGCUCUGCACGCAUCCUCACGAGGUGCUUCUCGGGGCGACGUCGGCGCUCCACUUUGCAUCACUGCCUCUCUCGCUGAGUCCAGCGAAUUCGCAACCCCUUCCGCGGGCCGCUGGCGGUUUGUUUGCGGCCGCCGCGUGCCCGCUUCCCGUUCCUCCGUUCGCGGAGGCGGCUGGCCGUUCAUUCUUAGCAACGCGAGAGCCGAAGGAGCCGCGCGCCAGGAGACAGGCGGAGGGCGACACGAACCCGCCAGGAUACAGCCUCAGCGGUUCCAAAGGCGAAAUCGGUUCGAAAGGCGAAAGCGCCUGUGACAGGAAACCCUGUUCCCGCGGAUCGGGAAUCGUCCAGGGUGAAGGGGCCUACGGGUGCAUUGACACCGCCCUCGACGCCAAGGCGCCAGGUGUACGUACACCGCGCGCUUCCCAGGACUCGGGCUGGGCGCCGAGUGGAGUACGCGGGGAGUCGCCGUCCGUCGCCGUUUCUCUUGGAUCACCAGAGGAAGCAGAGGACCAAGCACUGCAGGCCGCUGCAGAGGCGCGGGGAGAGUCAGAUGAAAUGCGCGGAGAGUCCAGACGAAGCGACGCAGAAGACUGCGCAACAGACAUCUCGCUUCUCGACAUGGCGGGGCAUCCGAAAUACAUCAAAAGCUCAUUAACAGGCCUCCUUUGCGAGUGUGUGGCGCACGUCGUCCUCGUCGUCGACGCCUCGGCGGAGGCCGACCCCGUUCCCGUCCAGCUUCAACAAGCGCGCGUGCUGCUGGCGACGGCACUUCUGCUGCUUCGCCUCCCCUUCACUCUCGUUUUCAACAAGUGGGAGAAGCGCCGGCAGCUGCGGCGCAAGCCCCCUCGAGCGCCCGCCCCGCGGGGCCCCUCGUCUCUUCGCUGUCUAUCCGCCGCACCCGCUCCCUCAACAGGCGGCUCCAACGCCGCAAGGGACGAGGACGCCGCGACGGACGUGAACGCCGACAUGGAGGCCGACGCAGAGAGGGCUGAGAAGGCGCAGCUGUGUGCAGAAGUGCUGGGCAACCUGCAGGCGAUGUUCGGAGUCGCUGCAGCCGCGCUGUCGGCUGCCUACGUCCCAGGGCCCCUCGGCCUGUCUGACGUGCAGCGGGGGCAGCGCGACGCCUUCGACAAGACGUCGGCGCGCGCAGAGAGCCCCGACGACGCUCGCGCAGGGCGACGCGGACUCCCGCCGCCCAGCCCUCCAGUGAGAGGCGCGGAGGCGACCCUGAAGGAAGGGCGAGAAGGCGAAGGCGGCGACGGACACGCGGAGAUCAGCGCCGGUGAACAUGAAUGCGAAGCGCUGCUGCGCACGUGCAUCGCGGCGGCGACACGCCGAGAGUUGCCGGUCGCCCGCGGCGGCGGAGAAGGCGCGGCGGCCUCGAGCGCGGAGCGCUUCAUGGCUGCCGCAGGCUCGCGGCUGUCGCUGCAGUGCUGCGAAAGCUUCUGUGUGUCGUGUGUCGACGGCUGCGGGACCGAGGAACUCCGAAGAAGUCUGCAGGUCUGCGCUGCGUCUGUGGAUCAGGAUUGGCUAACUAUGCGCGGGCGUGGCGCACGCGAGUGGGAAGUGCUGCGCCCGUUCCGCUUGAGGCCCUUGCCCGCGCGCUCAGGCGCCUCGAUCCUGUCUCUCCCCCGCGCCUGCGCAUCUGCUUCUUCCGCGUUGUCCCCACCGCCCGCUGGCGUUACGAGGACUUCCGCGUCUUGCGAGUCUCGCGCUGUUGUCACUUCAUCAUCAUCCUCCGCGGCUUCUCGUGUCUCGCUUUCUUCGCGCUCUGCGUCCUCCUCCUCUCCCGCGUCCUCCCCGCCCGCGUUUCUGGUGACGCAGGUGUUUCCGCGGUGCCGCGCAACGGCGACGGAGAGGCCGGACGAAGAGAAUCUCUUCGCAGACAGCCCCUCGGCGGCGACGACCGUGGCGCCGCGCCCCAGGAGCGGAGGCCCGCCCGCCCCUCUGCGCGCCUUGUCGUUUUCGGCGUCUCCAGUUUCCUUCCCUGAACCCCCCCCGCAGCCCGCGGAGGAUCACCGGAGCGGCGGAGACGCGGCGACGGCGCUACACCAGGACGCGCGACCCACAACCGACUACGAAGCCCCGACGCACGCAAACGAACGCGCCGCGAGCGUCGUGUUGGGCGGCGUCCUCCUGCAAGGCUGCCUGCAAGUCGGCGACUGUGUCCUCUCUGGGCCCUUCACUUCCCCGCGGCGCCGCGCCGGAAGGGGCGGAGACACUCCUUCGGCCGCCGGCGAGCCCGGGAGCGAAUGCGCCGGCGCCCGGCGGCCCGAGCGACCUUCGUGCGAAGGCGAAAAUGAGACAGCGUGGAACGAGAGGUCGUCGCACUCGCUGGGGCAAGCGUCCGACGCAGGCUCGCGCGAGGGGGGCGUCCAUGAAAGCGGCAAGCGGAAAGAGGCGGCCGCGGAGAAGAACGGCGACGCUGAGACGGAGCUCGUUGCGGACGAGACAGAGUUCACCUGGCACUGGGCAAGAGUCGACUCUAUCCGCGACAGCGCAAGGCAGGCCGUCGCUUUCAUUCCAGACUCAGACACGCCGAUAAAAUGCUCGCUCGCCGUCGUUUUUCUCGCUUCGUUGCCUCCGGUCAGUGGCGCGGGCGCGCGUCCCUCUCGGGAGGCGUCGGCGGCUGCAGAGGCGCCCAAGGCCGCCGCGGAGAGGCGCCCGGCGGGCUUCGACAGGCCCCGCGAGGAGGCCGGCGCGGGGUUCGCGUCUCGCCUGCGCCCUGGCCUUCUCCUCGUACGAGUCGGCGAGAACCAGCCCACAACCUGUGCGCAAGGAGACUCCGACGCGGCGACGCCUCCCCAGCUGUCUCUCGGCCUCGAAGGCCACAGAGGCGCAGGCGACGUCCGCGACCCCGCUGCGCGCUCUGCGGGCGGUCAAGAGGCGCAGACGCCUCCCGCGGGCAGGCCCCUGAGAGACGGCGAACGCCAGCGAGCGUCGAGGCCGGCGCUGCGCCUCCCGCAGCCAGUCGCGGCCUGCUGGUGUCGCGUGCAUGUCCUGGCGCAUCCCUCGGCUCUGCGCAGAUUCAGCACGCUCGCUGUCUACGCGCAUGCCGUGAGGCAGGCUGCAGAAGUGCUUGCCAUCCUUCCUGAGACCGCCACCGCUGAGGAGAUCGCGGAGGCGACCGACAGCGCGGCGGCCUGUCUGCGGGGACGAACGCGCUUUCGCGCGUCGCGGCUCCGAGGCAGCGACGAGCCCCAGGCGCCGCGGCGCCGGAGGCGAGAGGAGGAGGGCGCAGAGGCGCUGGAGAAGAACGAGAUAGGCGACGCAGAAAGGCGGCAAAGUCGCAGCAGGGCGGGGCGCCAGGCGCGGGGUCUGCGUUCACUCUCUGAAGCGCAGGCGCCUUUUCUUUGCCGUGUAUCGCCUGAUCACGUCCUCGCGCCGCUGGAGACGGGGUUCGUCCUGCUUCACUUCAUCGCGGGGUCAGGCGGCGAAGUGCUGGCUGCUGACUUGCCGCUCGUCGUCUGCAACGGCGUCGACAUCCAGGGCAUCGGUCACGUCCUUGCGCCUUGCCCUGAUAUCCCCUUCAUCUCGCAAAAGCACUACGCAGGGGGGUGA